Messenger RNA from Crotalus tigris (Tiger rattlesnake), 4698 nucleotides. RefSeq names its product NHS like 2 (gene NHSL2). Lineage: Eukaryota; Metazoa; Chordata; Lepidosauria; Squamata; Viperidae. Gene Ontology annotation, biological process: cell differentiation. Bases 1173 to 4553 code for a protein of 1126 amino acids. The record is from RefSeq and is a predicted model, not a curated record. The transcript has 8 exons.
AAAUAGAGUACAGUAAUUUAAAAUAUAGAUAAAAUAUGAUAAAAUUAUAUCUUGGAGUCACCCUUGCAAUCUACCCCAAUCAGUCCCACGUAUGCAGGUCUCAACCGAACCAUUUUGUUUAAAUACUGUGCUGCCUUAAAUGUUAUUUUCAAGUUCUGGCCGCACAUAAGGUAAGUUGUUUUGAUAUGGGGAUCCCGGUGAGUCAUUCGUUUGGUAUAUAGACCAAGUUACCUAUUUCUCACCCUCUUGUACAGUCAACAAUCAAAUAGUAUGUGAGCCAGGUCUUCUACCUCUGCCGCUCCGCAAAUGCAGAGACGCUCAUUGUAAGGUAUAGAAUGGAAUCUCCCAUAUCUGACCAUUGUGUCAAGCUGUUCAAAUCUCGCUCGCGUAAAUAUCUGCCUAAGGUGUUUUGGCAGUUGUAACUUCAAAUAGCUGUCUACUUGAAAAGUACACUUGUAUUUACUCAGCCAUUUCAACUUACCCACCUUAUUAAGGAUCGCUACACCAUUUUGUGCUUCUACCUGUACUUUCCAAAACAGAUCUUUUGGUUCUCCAUGGAAGGAGCUGUCUGGGAACAUCAGUGGAAAUGAAUUCAGGAGCACCCAUCGUCUUCUUAAAAUGUUGAUGAGGAUGUUAUCCAUUCAGUUGUGUCUGACACUUGGCAAUUUUAUGGGACAGGUCUCUCCGCUUCUUCCAAUCUUGCACAAUUUCUUUUGAGUUUUUUUCCAGGCAAAGUAGCACCCUACUUAGCCCAGAAUGCUUUCAGGGUUCAAACUCUGGUGUUUUUUUUCAAAACUUGGGAAAGUCAAAAUCAUGGCCGAGUUCCCGACCGGCUCAGAAUCUGCCCGCUCUCUCUUGUUGCUAGGAAGGAAGACUGGACGAGGCAGUGACAAUGAGCAAGCCGGAGUUGACUCAAACAUCCAAGUCCUGGUGACUUCCUCUCUCCGGCCAGGGGCUGCUGAACGUGGGGGAGGGCGUUGAGCAGGCUCCAGCAGGGAACAAAGGGGGCAACUCCCUCCCUCCCGGUUUGCUGGCUCAGAGGUGGUGGAGGGACCCAUCUGGGACUUGUGUCUGGCUGUGGCAGAGAUUUCCUUGUUGCUGCAAGCUAAGAUUGGAAGUCAGGAAGCUGCCGAAAGUGGGCUGCUGUGAAACAGUUGGAGUUUCUAGUGUGCAUGACCCGUGGAGACCAUCAGUUGCAGCCUCUGGGUUCGGUGGUUAUGGAGAAGACAGGAUCUUUGCUUGUGGCUUUCCACAGAGCAGCUACUUCCAACUUAGAUCUGGAUGUGAAGAAGCCUACCCCACCCAAGCUGUUAUGGCAUCAACCAGUCAACAUAUUUUUGGCUCGACCUGUUGGUGUGGAGGACUUGCACCAUGAAGCUGAGCUCAAUCUCCAAAGUUUGCUGCAAGAAGAGUAUGAGGAGCCAUAUUCUGAUGCCAAGAUCAGUGGCCAAACUUUCCGCUAUGCCAGCUCUCCUUCAGUGGACAGGCAUCUCGAGUGUAGCCCUCGCCCUCCACCCAACAAACGCAUGGAGUUCGUCUUCAUGCCUACAAGCCAGCAAGUAAAGGAGAAUGAAACAACGAGCCUGGGGAUAAGAGUGCUGGAGCCUUCGCUUAGCUUGCCUGCUACUCCAGACAAACACACAGCUUGGAUCCAGGGAUCCCCUCUGCCUGCUCUGGAGGAAAAGAGAUUACAACAGCCCUGUUCCACCCAAGCAAACAUCAUCCCCAUCAACGUCUCAGGGCAGCCAUUUGCUCGACACGCCAGCGCACGACACUCCUUGUUCAAUACAGAGACUGCCAUGAAUCCCAAGUCUUUGCUACGCCGAAGACGGACCGUGAUUGGUUUCCCCCACCUCUCUCUACGUGAUCCAGGAAGUAGCAAUGGGCCCAUCGUCAACCCACCAGCCACCAUAGCUGAGUCCAUCUCUUGCAAUUUUGUCCCUGAUGUGGUCAAUGGAAGGAGCUCCACUCGCCAAGCCCGUUCUCCUCAGUCCCGACCACAGCUGAGAAAGACCUUCAGUGAUCUCGGAGGAGUCCUACAGGGACGAGGUUGCCAAAUCCAAGCAAGCCGUGCUGAGAACCCCAAGGUGAUGUAUGCCAGCCCAUUGUGCAAUGGCCCCAAAGAGGACUCCAUCUUCUCUCCUGGUUGCAGCACAUCCUCCUUCUGCUACACCAACUCUUCUGUGAGCCAAAAUGAGGUGGCAGCAGAGAGCGCAUCUCAGAUGUCUCCUUGCACACCCAGGGACACUCCAGAGGCAGAUCAACUUUCUUCCUUCUUCAUUAGCCAAGACAAUAUGGCUGGGGUGAAUGAGUGUGGGAGGUUUUGCACUUCUCCUGAGUCCCCCCUAGAGGCUGAGGGAAGCUCGAGGUGUGGAACAAGAGACGUCAAAGUCCCUGCAGCCCUUGUCAACUCAAGUGAAGAGGAAUCGUCCCAACUGGAGAGGGAGAGAAUCAUGUGCAAAUUCCGUGAGAGGUCACUUUCUGUCCCUACAGACACAGCCUCCCUGUGCUCAGUGGACAUUGGGGGCAGUGAGACCUGUGGCCUUAGUUAUCCCAGUGCCAGUUCGGAGGGGAGCACCAGCACAGACAACAUCUCCCUGGCUCUGGAGCAAGAGGCCCGAAGGCAGCGUCGACAACGAACCAAGAGCAUCUCUCUCAAGAAGGCCAAGAAGAAGCCUUGCCCACCCAUGCGCAGCGUCUCCUUGAUCAAAGAAGGGCAAGUCAGCGAAGCAGAAGUGAGUGGCGAGGCACUGCCCCAGGAUCAGAGACCCAAAAGUCUUUAUUUGCUGCCUGAUGCACAGGUCCACAGCAAAGUCCAAGGUGAUCCAACAAGGGAAUUGGAAAGCAGGCCGUAUGCCCAGCAGGGCUUUAUGCCUGAAUGGAAUUCUGGGGAUCCUUAUUGCUCCUUGUCCGGAUCCAGCACUGCUACUGGGACUACUGUAAUUGAACUGUCCAAGGAACGUGGUAGUUCUGAGUCCCUCCCAUCUCCUUCCGUCUCCCGGGCCACCACCCCAUCUCACCUGUGUGCUGACAUGAGUUUGAAAACCUCUUCCCCGGGGAGGUUGACAGGGCUAAUGUCUCCCUCCAGUGGCUACUCCAGUCAGUCUGAAACGCCAACCCCAACCGUUCCAACAUCCAUGGUUCUGGGUCAUGCUCCUCACCAGAGUGGACGGACAAGGCCCCUUGUGCCGGAGAGGAAGUCCUCCCUACCCCCUGUUUCUCCUAUGGAACGAAGCCCCAAGUCUCGUCUCUCGUUCGACCUGCCCUUUGCCCCACCGACACAUCUGGACCUCUCAGGCUUGAAGAUCUCGCACAAGAGCAAAGCCAAAGUAAGCCGACACCACUCGGAUUCUACCUUUGGAGCCAAGUUGGGCCCGAAGCUGAGUCCGGUGCAGCCAGUUAUGCCAAUGGUGACCCAGCUAGACCUGCGUUCUGUCCGUUUGCGUUCGGUCAGCCGAUCUGAGACUGAGGAUAAUAUGGACGGUCCAGAGCUACUUGAGGAACCUGGCAAGAAAGUCCGGCCCCCAGUGGCAGAAAAGCCACCCCUCUCCCGAAGGCCACCGAUGCUGUUGCAUAAAACGCCACCAGUCCAGGAGGAGUCUCCCGUGAGCUCUCCAACUUCUCCAGCUGCACCCCAAGGAUUGGUCCCUGGGGAGAACGUUUACAUGGUGGCCCAGAGGCCAGACCACCUGUGGGAUGCAGGCACGUGGAGCCCCACAGAAUCCCCUUCUGCUGAGGGGGCAGCUUCUCCCACACAAGGCCCCACAGGGACAUUCUUCUCCACUGCGCGGAGACUCUCUGAGGACAGCUUGGAGGAGGAUGAGCAGAUGAAGGCCAAGGCUCUCGACGAGGUGGUGCCUGGGGGAGAGAGCCGUAAAACUAAAGUCCCACCUCCUGUCCCAAAGAAGCCUAGUGUACUUUACCUGCCUUUGGUGACUUCCCCACGCCAUCCAGGGCCUUGUCCUGGGGAUCAGAGGUUGCCUCCUAGCCCAGUUAUCAUGCUAGAUGAGGAUUCUGCCUACUCAGAACUGACCACCUACCAAGUGCCGUCUCCUGUUGCCAAUGAGGUGAAUGUAAGUCCAACUGCCGCAGACCUAUCAUGGGGUGACAUUUCAGGGAAUUCUGUGGGUUUGAGGAGCAGAGAGAAACACUUCGUAAGCGACAAAACAGCUGAGUCCAUAACUGAGGAAGAUGAUGAUGUUUUUGUGACAACCCGAACCACAGAAGAUUUAUUCACUGUCAUUCACAGAUCCAAGAGGAAGUUGCUGGGAUGGAAGGAACCCAGUGACUCUUUUGGCAACCGACCAAAUUCCCAGAUGCCCAUCAAGAACGCCGCAGGGCUUGUGAUCAAUGAAUGCCCUUCCAGCACAAGCCGAGCCUCGAGCAGAAAUGAGGACUUUAAGGCUCUCCUUCAGAAGAAAGGUGGCAAGGGGGCCUCAGGCAUCCGAACGUCUGCAGCUGAACUUCUCAAGACCACCAAUCCCUUGGCUCGGAGGGUCAUGACUGAGUUUGCUGUGGAUGGGACAAUCCCAAGCUCCAAAAUCCAGCCCUGAGUUUCUUUAAAGAGCUGUCUUUGCAGUAUAUGCUCCUUAUCCUUCGUGUCCUCUUCCAAGCUGACCUUAGGAGUGAGUCUGUUCCCCCCUUGAAGCUUCAGCACCUGGGUUGAUUUGUUCCCUGCAGCCAAAAGUUUUUCUGGGU